AUGUCUUCCGAAAACCAAACCCCAGAUCUAGCAUCUGUGAUGAAGAUCUUAGCAGGUCUAACACAAGCUAAAGAUCAACAACAAGCUCAAUCUUCAACACAAACAUCUUCAGCAUUCUCAGCCCCAACACCAGAGAUUAGGUCACAUGGUUCAGCAACUCAACCGCAACAAUGGCCUCAACCUGUGAAUCCUUCAGUAAUGCACCAUCAAUCUCUUCAGUCUCAGCCCGUCAACAACUCAAAGCUCGUUGAUUCAGCUACCAUCAUUGAUUGGAGUGCCGGUCUACGAUGUGUUAUGAAAACGGUGGCUAAACACGAUCAUGUACUUCAGGAGAUCCGAAAGAUGAUCAAAGUGCAACAUGAGCACGAAGAGCAAUGGUGGAGAGGGAGGGAAGCUCUUAUAGAAAAGCAAGCUGCUAGGGAGAAAGGCCAGAAGAAAUUAGAAGAGGUGUUGAAAGCAGUAGGUGGAGCUCCAUCAAGCGGAGCAUCUAACACCAGCCCUGAGGAAUUGGCAAAAGAGCUAGAGACAUUUGAUAUGAAAGUCUACAAAGCCCAGACUCAAAUGGUUCGGGAGAUGAACGGAAAAUUGAGGAAUUUAGGAGUACCAUUCUUUGGGACGAAGAGCGAGUUGGUUAGGGUUUCUGGAAAGGUGGAUGCCACGAAUGGGACGGGAAUGAAUGCAAUGGAGGGGGAUAAAAGCAUGAUUGAUGAGGAUGAUUUGGUGAAGCUGCAAAGGAAGAUGCUUAAUAUCCUGGAAGAUCUUUGUAAUGAUUGA
Molecule: messenger RNA, 774 nt
Organism: Sclerotinia borealis F-4128
Lineage: Eukaryota; Fungi; Ascomycota; Leotiomycetes; Helotiales; Sclerotiniaceae
Source: the annotation of a GenBank genome assembly